UCGCGUUCACCCUGUAUUAUGUAAAAAAAAAACCUACUUUGUCCAAUAACAAGCACGUGUGUCUCAUCUACGUGGCCAUGCCUGAGUGAAUUCAGCAAUUUCAACAUGUUUAUUUGAAUAUUUUGAUAGUCCUUUGGCAAUGUUUAAUUUUAAAAUCCGUGCUCUAGUGGGAAUCAUGAUAUUUCUAGGAUAUUUUCUACUUUACAUUGUACGAUAUAAUAUUUGUGUCCAUAUUGUGGAUAUGACUAAAUUGAAGACAAGACUAAUCAAAUUGAAACUAGAAAAUGAUACAACUAUAAGCUUUACUAGAUUUGGCAGCGUCCGAAAAAUUAAUUUCAUGGACACAAUGCAUUGGGACGACAUGAUGUUGGCGCAACUUUUCUCAGCUUACCAUAUCGGCUAUUGUAUCUGCUUUCCAAUUUUCCAUACUAUUGGAGACAGGUUGGGCCCUACGUGGAUAGUUGGCAUCGCGGGGUUUAUCUCCGGGGUCCUGAACUGCCUCACGCCAGCUUCAUCUUAUUACAACUACUGGUCUUUGUAUGUCGUAAGGAUAAUAACAGGAUUUUGUGCGGGUGCUAUGCAGCCAAGCAUGGUGCAGGUGUUAAGGCAUUGGGUGCCGCCGAUUGAGCGAAAUUACUUCAUGUGGGCUUACUGUGGGAUUACAAUGGGCACAUGUUUCACGUUCUUGGCGUGUGCCGCUAUUCACUAUUAUUCGACAUGGCCGACUGGAUUCUACACGUUUGGAGCUUUGCAAAUCUUGUGGUCAAUCGCCUGGGUCUUCACCGUUACGGACAACCCUAGCAGACAUACUUUUAUUUCAGUGGAGGAGCUCACAUAUUUGACUAACACUAUAGGAACUAUAUUUACUAUAAAGACUACAAAUGCACGAACUCCCUGGAAUCUGAUAUUAAAAUCGAAAAGUUUCUGGUCUUUAUGUUGCCUUAACUUUGGCUACGCCUGGAUGAUUAUAUCUUUGUGCCUACACGGAACGAUAUAUUACUCUGAAGUUAUUGAAUAUGACAUAUACAGCGCAUCAGCGCUGACAGGCCUGCCAUUUUUCCUACGUUUGGUGCUUGGAGCCCUCAUCAUACAUGCUUUUCACUGGUACAAAUACAACUCUAGUAUAAGACGUAUAAGGCACAUAAGGAAAUAUUUUAUCGUUGUGUCUCACGUGAUCCCGGGGCUGCUGAUAAUGUGCACGUGGUUCGUGGUGCAGAUCCCCGGGCCCAUUUUGCUCACAACGGCAGUGGCUCUCACUGCUGCGGGUACUGAUCUCACCUUCGAUCUUUGCUACGAACUGUCGCCAACAUUUGUUAACUCCCUGCAUACGGUGAUCAAAAUAAUCGGAAACACUCCAGGAAUAAUGGUUUCGUAUCUAGUUGGUCAUGUGGUUACAAAAUAUAAGAACUAUGCAUACGUAUGGAAGAACAUGUGGUGUUUUCAUGCUACGGUGCUAUUUGUGUCUGGGAUGGUGUUUCUGAUAUGGGGCGAGACCCACGUUCAGCCUUGGAACGCUGUAAACAGUACUCGUAGACCUGUCAAUCGCGUAAAACCAACAGCGUCCAUAAUGUCAAACAUUGUUGAAGUGGAUGAAGAUGAUACUUCGUAAAGGUGCGUACAUACCAAGCGAACGAACGCCAACGAAUGGAUUUCGCCUGCCUUCGUUGGCCCUGUCUGGACGACUAAACAAACGCCAACGACCGUUCCAUAAUCGUUCGUUAGCGUGUGCCGGCAAUCCGCUGCAUGGUGGUAUCAUUUGCCUGGGUACACAUGAGACCAACGAACGCCAACGAAAGAUAUUCGGCUUUGGCAACCGCACGUUCCCGAACGUUCGUUGGUUCUUGAAGAUGCGUUUAGAGAACGAUGUGCGGUAGCCAACGCUACUAAAAAUUAACAAAAACAUGUCAUUGUUACUCCACUCUUUGUUUUUCUUCAUUGUUUAUGUAUUUUAGUUUUAAUUUAAUAUUUUUUAGGUUAAUAUAUAAUCACUACACUCUGCCACUUCAAUAGAUUCAACUGAGCUUUCGUUUGUUGGCCUUCAGCAUCCAGUCCACACCGCGUUGGGUCAAUUGCUUCAAAUCCUUUGAUGUUGCCGCCUCGCUGCGGAUCGCCAACUAACGAUCGUUGGCGUUUGUCAAUCCGCUUUCCGCUCAGACACAUCCAACGAAGGCCAGCGGAACCCAUUCGUUGGCGUUCGUUGACCUGGUGUGUACGCAUCUGAACGAGAACCAACGAACAUGUGACAGCCAACACUGAAAAACUUUCGUUGGCGUUCGUUGGUUUGGUGUGUACGCACCUUAACGCGCAAGGCUCCUGUAAUACGAUAUUUCUUUUCACAAUAGUGGAGGAAGGUUGGUGUCCAUUAAAAUGACUCUACUAAUAUUAUAAAUUCAAAUGUGUGUCUGUCUGCCUGUCUGUCUCUUAUGUUACCUCUUCACGCUUAAACCGCUGAACCGAUUUAGUUGAAAUUUGAUAUAGAGAUAGUUUGAGUCUCGGGGAAGGACAUAAGAUAGUUUUUAUCCCGAAAAUCAUGCCUUGAGAGAGUGAAAAGCGAUAAUAGAUGUAUGGGUCAAACACAAAACUGUGUUCACGUUUUUCCUCCUAUAGACAUACUAAAGUUAAGGGCAAUAAAUGGAAACGAUACAGCUCUGACGAACACACAAGUUUUCUCUCCUGUGGACAUUAAUUAAUAGCUUGUGGGCAUGUAGGUAAUAACUUUAUCAUACUUAUUUAAUAACCUCUCGCAACUCCACUCUGGAUAGCCGGCUAAGGCAAGCCAGAGACAGAGAAUCCUGUCCCACCCACCCACCUUCGAGUGACAGAACUCCCCAGGAGCACUCGGCUACGUGGAGUCGCUAAUCCCCAACAGCUCGCCACAAGCUGUC
This is a messenger RNA of Cydia pomonella (codling moth), 2885 nucleotides long. RefSeq names its product sialin-like. The record is from RefSeq and is a predicted model, not a curated record. The transcript is spliced from 13 exons. Gene Ontology annotation, molecular function: transmembrane transporter activity. Gene Ontology annotation, biological process: transmembrane transport; monoatomic anion transport. NCBI's taxonomy places the organism in Eukaryota, Metazoa, Arthropoda, Insecta, Lepidoptera, Tortricidae. Bases 140 to 1609 code for a protein of 489 amino acids. Gene Ontology annotation, cellular component: plasma membrane.